Molecule: messenger RNA, 321 nt
Organism: Clonostachys rhizophaga
Lineage: Eukaryota; Fungi; Ascomycota; Sordariomycetes; Hypocreales; Bionectriaceae
Source: the annotation of a GenBank genome assembly
AUGGCUGGCGGUGACGCUAAGAAGGGUGCCAACCUCUUCAAGACCCGUUGUGCUCAGUGCCACACCGUCGAGAAGGACGGCGGCAACAAGAUCGGCCCUCUCCUGCACGGCCUCUUCGGUCGCCAGACCGGUUCCGUCGCUGGCUACAGCUACACCGACGCCAACAAGCAGGCCGGCAUCACCUGGGACGAGAAGACCCUCUUCGCCUACCUCGAGAACCCCAAGAAGUACCUCCCCGGCACCAAGAUGGCCUUCGGUGGUCUCAAGAAGGAGAAGGACAGGAACGACCUGAUUGCUUACCUCAAGGAGUCCACUAAAUAA